AUGAGUAAAGUGGAGGAAAAAAAAAGGCAAUCUUCAGCGGGAGCAGAGUAUUUUGCGGAAUCUAAUUUACCGUCUACGGUUGCAUCCACUACCCCGCAAACUCGUCGUUUUUCUUCUUCUUCUACCCGUAGUUUCGAUAAUAAUGAUUACUUUUCGACUUCACCUGUAAAUCAGCGUGUGUCUUCAUCAAUGUCCUUGUAUGGUCGUGGCUACAAUCGUGGGCUUUUGCGUAGAAUCUCAAUGAAUUCCUCGAUAUCUAACUUUAGUACAAUGUCAGAAACUUCGCUACCUUGGACCACCAAGCUUCUAUUGUAUCUAAAUCGACAAUUCAUUAAUAUCUCUAUUCUCUUUCUUAAUAAAAUAUGUAUUAAAAAGGACAUCGGGUUUAAUGCAAUAUCAGGGGUGCUCAACAAUCCAAAUUCGAAAUCCUCAAGCACAAUCAAACCUUCAAAGAAUGACAUUCCUUCAGUACCUCAUACUGUCAUAAGAAAGAUUAAACCCACUGAUUUCAACAGUUAUAUUAAACAGAUUACACCGAUAUUUGAAAGAUAUAGUCAUAACAAAGAAAUUGGGACUAUCGGUUCACAGCCAAUUAGGAGCCCCACAUCUUUAAAAACAGAGUCACCCACAAAUACACUGGCAACUAAUCUUGAGAAUUUACAAUCUACACAUGACGAAACUGUUGAUGUACCCGUUCAUAGGCUAGAGAGCACACGAAAUCCAUACUCUGUUAUUAUUCCUUCUCCAGCUUCACUGGGAGAUGACCGCACACGAGAGCCAGUUAUUGAGCUUCCAUUACUUGAAACUGUACCUUCUGUAUUUUUUGAUCCGGACUUCAAUUUAGAAAAUCCGCGAAUUUUUGAUAUAGUUUGUGAAAAUACUGAUAUUAUUGGAGGAAAUCCCAAUAACCUAGGAAUUUCCACAAAUGCAAUUCUUCAAGAAAAACUUUCACAUUACUUAGACACGGUUGAGGUACAUCUUAUUAAGGAAAUAUCUUUACGAUCAUCUUCAUUUUUUGCAGCUUUAUCAAACCUUCAAGCCCUUCAUUCGGAAACAUUAGAAUGUGUAUCACAGAUUAAUGGCUUACGUCAAAAAUUAACUCACAUAGAUGAUUCACAGGCAAAACAAGGGUUAGAGGUUGUAAGAUUAAAACGUCGUCGUGCUAAUAUGACCAAACUUUAUGAAGGUAUAAAAAUGGUUGCGGAAAUUAGGUCAACACAACCGAUGAUACAAGUACUACUAGGACAGGGGGAUUAUUUCUCUGCUUUGGAUUUGAUUGAUGAAGCAAAUAAUAUUUUAUAUGGUGGAGAAGGUCAGCAAUCUCAGUUAGAGAUAAUGAAUAGCGAUCAGGGCUUGAAAACACCAAAUUCGUCUACGUCAACAAUGAAUUCCAGAUCGACAGUCAUUCGCCGGUUAAGUAAUGUGGCGGAAAAGUCUAGCUCUCUUCAUUUAAGGGGAGUUCGAGUUCUAAUGAAUUUUAGCGUCCAACUGGCAGACAUGUAUAAGAUGAUUGGAACGAUGAUGGAAAAUGAUUUGUUGAACAUGUUAUUUCUCGAUUUUGAAGAAUGCAUUGAAAAAGCGAAUACCACAGAUUCUAUCACAAAACUAUAUAAAGUACACCAUGCGACGAGACAAAACGCUCAGCCAUUUGACGAUGCGGUAAAUACUUGUGGAACGGAGAAGGGAGAAAAGCUAAAAAAAAGAGUCAUGCCUCUUAUUUUAGGGCUCUAUAGGAUGAAUCGUUUCUCAUCUGCCUUACAAGCAUAUCGUGAGAGAGUGAUGGAAGAAAUCAAAAAAAUUACCCAAACUCAGAAGUAUCUUCCGUCUCCAAUCACGCUCUCCGAAUCUCUAGAUGAUCAAGCGAAUGAUAUGCAGAACGAGCAGAGUUCAAACAUAGUAAAAUUAUUGAAAGGAAUGACAUUCGACGCAUUUCUGAAUAUGUUGUUGUCCAUGUAUUCAGUUUUACUUGAAGGAAUAAGCUGCAUCGCCAAGCACAGUGAACUUUUCUCCAGCAUCCUAAGCGAAGCACAAAGCUCUGGUUUCGAACUUCGUUCAAAUCCUGAAAUACUCAAUAACGAUAAUGAAAGAGACUUAUCACGAGAUGGAACUCAAACCGAUGAAGAUAGGUCAACGGAUGCUGAGAUAUUACCUGCUAAACCUCUCAAUGAAUCUACCCCAUCAGGCGGUUCAAGAUUUAGCAAGGCUCUGAAAAUAACGACCGGCAUAAAAUCUAUAAUCCAAAAAACAUCUUCGUUGACCUUAAAAGUUCCUCCUUCUGAACCGUUACCUAAAGAACAGGACGUAACUCCCCAAACCACGCAAACAAGGGUUGUUAAAUCCGACGCAAACGUAUCAGAUAUAAACACAGGUUUUCUUCAGUUGUUGUCCGAUUCCUCACAAAUAGUCUUUGCUGCAGCAGAUCUUGCACACGUGCGAUGUGCAAACUUGAUUGCGUUUCGUGCGGAUCAAAAUGCUCAGCUAAACCCAAAGGAUUUUUAUCGACUGUAUAAUGUGACAUGGGCCUUUGUCCUGGAAUGUGAUGGCUUGUGUGGGCGUAUGUGUUACGGUCUACGGGGAACGAUAUCAUCUCAGGCUAAGGCAUUCUUGAAUCAUUUUCACAUGGAAAAGACGAAACAGGGUGUGACUUUGGUUGAGAAUGAACAGUGGAUUCAAGCAGAAGUACCUAUUGACUUUCAACGAAUUGUGGAUAGAAUUAUCACCGCUGCAACUAAGGGAUUGGUCGAUUUCAAAGAUGAUCCAACGGAUCCUUUGUCAUCUCCAAUAUCCCCGGUGUUUCCACCUCCACGCACGUCUCUCCAGAUUGAGGGUAGUACCAAUACUUUUAACGACACAGGAAAGAAGGAGCUGUCAACUGGAAAAUUAAAUAAUACUAGCAGCCGAUUUAUACUUGUAGAAGAUCGCCGAUUUUUUGUGGUCGGUUGUAGUCUAAUGCUUUUGAAAAUGCUCGGUGAUUAUCUUCGGUGCAUGGCCAACAUUCCCACUUUGACUACUGAGACGAUGAAUAAAAUAAUUGAAAUUUUGAAUUUGUUUAAUUCGCGAACAUGUCAAGUCAUUUUGGGUGCCGGUGCUAUGCGUUCGGCAGGUCUGAAAAACAUAACGGCCAAACAUUUAGCCCUUACGUCACAAUCUCUGGGUGCAAUAAUUUCGUUAAUACCAUUCAUACGCGAAUGUAUUCGGCAUAAUCUUGAUGCUAAAAAAUUCAUAAUGUUAACCGAAUUUGAUCGCAUCAAAAAAGAUUAUGUUAAUCAUCAAGAUGAGGUACACAUGAAAUUGGUAUCAAUUAUGAGCGAACGCGUGGUCGUUCACCUUCGAUCAUUCCAGUCCAUCAAUUGGGAUGAUACGAUUGUGAAAGAUGGUCCCAAUUCUUAUAUGGAAUUACUAGUUAAAGAAACCAAUACACUUCAUAAGGUUUUGAAUAAAUAUCUUCCGCCUGAAAUCUUGCAGAAUGUAAUGUCCAAAGUCUUCAAAUCUUCUAUUACUAAAUUGUCGGAGGAAAUUUCAAAAUUAUCGAUAUAUACUCCUAUAGGGAAAAAGCGAGUUACUACGGACGUGCAAUAUUAUAUCACGAAAUUAUCCACCUUAGAAGGAGUCCAAAGUUCGACCAACGAAUUAGAAGAUACCGUUAACAGCUUACAAAUUAAAGAAAAUUCUUCCAAAACAGAUGGAAAUACCACCACUACAACAUUUGAUACAAAAUGA
Molecule: messenger RNA, 3720 nt
Organism: Acaulospora morrowiae
Lineage: Eukaryota; Fungi; Glomeromycota; Glomeromycetes; Diversisporales; Acaulosporaceae
Source: the annotation of a GenBank genome assembly